GGCGUUGCUAGGCAACCGUUAUAGCUGCUACAGAGGAAGUAGAGGAAGAAGAUGAAAAGCAGACCAAGUCCGCGAAAAAUGACGGCGAAGACAAAAAAUAAGUAACUAGGUUAAUUUGAGCUUUUUAGCAAACAACCUGUAGAGCAGCUACGACCAGGUCCUUACCUGGAUGUGGUUAUUGGAAGCCCAAAGGACUUAAUAGCGUACGCCAAACAGGGAAAAGAAGACCGACAUGAUAUCAACUCAGGAAGGACAAGCGAAUAUCGGCAAAGUGCUGACUUUUCUUCGUGAGUGGGAUCGCGGUGACAGGACGGUCCGGGGCCGCAUGUUGAACACAUUUGUAACUGACAACACAGGAAAGACGUUUUAUGAGCUGGAGCUGGAGUUUGCACAGGUUGCCAGCCUCUUCCUGGCUCGACUCACCACCUGGAUGAGACUCACAUACAUGUUUGGGACGUUCUUGGGACUGCAGCUUAAAGCAAUUGGGAUUUUCCUUUCUGCAUCAAGCCAUGAUCAGUACCUAAUGGAGUUCCUGGCGGAUGGAGGCGUCCUCACUCUCCUGGAGAUCUUGAGCCACUCUCAGAGCAAAGAGGAGGAAAAGACAGAGGCCCUUCGUCUUCUGCUUACUGUCUCAAAUGCUGGUCGCAAGUACAAAGAGGUUAUCUGUGAAAGCCAUGGUGUGAAAGCGAUAGCAGACUGCCUUGCUAAGUCAAACACAGAUGAAACCCAAGAGACAGCACGGACCCUCCUGGAGUCCCUGUUCCAUGGAAACCCCAAAUAUCAAAACCAAGUCUACAAAGGUCUGAUUGCACUCAUGACUUGUACCUCCCCUAAGGCCCAGCACCUGGUCCUGCACACCUUACGCACUGUGCAGUCCAAAAUGAAAACAGCCCAUCGCAGCAUUGUAGAACCUCUGCUGAAUGUGCUCAGGACCGUGCACCUGGAGGUCCAGGAUGAAGCUGUAAAUCUGAUCUUAGACCUGAAGUGUUUUGAUGUGAGGCCAAUGCUGCUCAGUGGAUUGGUGGCUCUGCUGAGGCCUACUAAAGAAGAAGUACAGCAGCAACAGAAUAUGGAAGAAUCUGAGAUAAUCCGGACAACUGGAUCUCUGCCUGUGUUCCUGCAACAAGCUGCUGCAGCUAAAACUAUACGCUUGCUGGCCGAGGACAGUCAGGAGGUUUCUCGUGAACUUCUCCAUCUUGGAGUGAUCCAACAUCUUCUGUAUGCCAUGGGCAACAGAGAACACGCUGAUGCCCAAAUACAAGCCAGUCUGGCCUUGGAGCACUUUGUCCGUUCUUACCCAGUUAUCGAGGACCAUGUGCAGAGAGUCAUUGGCAGUGCACUGUUUGCAGCCUUCAUGCAUGAAGCUGAAACUUUGUACAUGAAUAUGGAUGAAACGCAUGCAGAAAUCCUGCUUACUAACAAGGUGAACAUAACUGAAGUUUUGGAAGGUGAUAAACUCUGAAGACUGUCAAGUGGAACAAAUCAUUUUAUAAAGCAGAUGACGAAAACUGUUAUUAAAAGUUUGAUUCUUAAA
This is a messenger RNA of Chelmon rostratus (copperband butterflyfish), 1534 nucleotides long. It is a transcript of the gene armh1, whose product is annotated as armadillo like helical domain containing 1. The record is from RefSeq and is a predicted model, not a curated record. Bases 233 to 1462 code for a protein of 409 amino acids. Lineage: Eukaryota; Metazoa; Chordata; Actinopteri; Chaetodontiformes; Chaetodontidae. The transcript has 11 exons.